GGCUGCCAACCUGUCCAGAGCUGUAUCGCCAUGCUGUCCCCCGCACUAGCGAUGUUGGGCGACUUUUAUGUGUUUCUGGAACAGUUGUUCGCACUACAGCUGCUAAGAUGCUUGAAUAUCAAAAGGACUUCAUGUGUAUUCAGUGUAAACAUGUGUUCACAGUAAAGGCAGAUCAUGACCAGUACUAUGUGAUGAAUAAGCCAAGUCGUUGUCCAAAUCCUGAAGAAUGUUAUUGCAACAACUUCACCCCUCUUGGAGCUUCCUCACAUCCUCUGCAUACUAAAGACUAUCAAGAAAUCAAAAUUCAGGAACAAGUGAGAAAGCUGGUGAUAGGAACUAUCCCCCGCUCACUUUGGGUGACUCUGGAAGAUGAUCUCGUUGAUUCCUGUAAGCCUGGGGAUGAUGUCCUGAUCUGUGGAACUGUACACAGGCGUUGGCUUCCAGUAGUGAGAGACUCCAGGCCUAAUAUUGACCUUGUAUUAAAGGCUAACAACAUAGCUAUUCACAACAAGCAGCGUUCAGGGAACAUAGUUACAGAUGAGAUGCGAGAAGAAUUUGCAGAAUUUUGGGAACAUCACAAAUAUGACCCAUUAAGAGGAAGGGAUAUUAUAUUAUCUUCAUUCUGUCCACAG
Molecule: messenger RNA, 632 nt
Organism: Homarus americanus (American lobster)
Lineage: Eukaryota; Metazoa; Arthropoda; Malacostraca; Decapoda; Nephropidae
Product: DNA helicase MCM9-like
Biological process (GO): double-strand break repair via homologous recombination
Cellular component (GO): nucleus; MCM complex
Molecular function (GO): single-stranded DNA binding; ATP binding; single-stranded DNA helicase activity
Source: RefSeq, a predicted model, not a curated record